AUGACAUCACGACCCAGCCCAGGCUCCCUUCCUUCCACAGACCAGGCAAAAGGAGGAAUGGACUCAGCAAAAGGAUUCCCCCACAUUAUAUCCCCUGAUUUGCUUUAUGCUUUGGCGAGAAUGGGGCACGGGGAUGAAAUUGUACUUGCUGAUGCCAGCUUCACAACAUCCUCAGUAUGUCGCUUUGGCCCAACAGAAAUAAGAGCCGAUGGUCUUGGAAUUCCAGAACUACUCCAGGCCAUUCUAAAACUCUUUUUGGAUACCUACGUCAGCUGCCCAGCAGCCGUAAUGGACCUGGUGAGCAAGGAUAAAGAAAAGGGCGUCCGCACUCCAGUCUGAGACAAGUAUCAGGAAUUAUUGUCCAAUGCUGGUUGUGGAGCCGUGGGCAUUGUUGGAAAGACUAACGUCUAG
Messenger RNA from Chiloscyllium plagiosum (whitespotted bambooshark), 411 nucleotides. The record is from RefSeq and is a predicted model, not a curated record. NCBI's taxonomy places the organism in Eukaryota, Metazoa, Chordata, Chondrichthyes, Orectolobiformes, Hemiscylliidae.